Ostrinia furnacalis (Asian corn borer) is the source of this 4956-nucleotide messenger RNA. RefSeq names its product tudor domain-containing protein 7 tapas (gene tapas). The record is from RefSeq and is a predicted model, not a curated record. Bases 231 to 3632 code for a protein of 1133 amino acids. The transcript is spliced from 23 exons. Lineage: Eukaryota; Metazoa; Arthropoda; Insecta; Lepidoptera; Crambidae.
AGUAUUCGGACUGGUUUUGGUGUUGGUGCUUGCUGGUAAUUUGACUUUCAGAGAAGGGGUAGCGAAAUUUAGUUUCGGCAUCGUAAAAUAUUAACUCUGUUGUAGUUUUGACUGGGAAUUGCUAAUAUAUUAAGUCUUCAGAUAUUAACUGUUACCGAAAUGUAACCCAGUGUCAUCUUUUUUGUGAAGCGCAAUAAACGAAAUCCCCCGGCGAAUCCACGGUUUUAAUAAUGGCUGAUAAAGAACAAGUCAUUCAAGCACUUCGUGCUACCCUUAUAUCUGUUAAGGGUGCAUUGACAGUAAAACAGUGCAAUCGGGAUUAUAGGGAACUUCAAGGGGAAUGGAUCCCUUUCAAAAAGUUGGGUUAUCCAUCUUUAGAGAAAUUAUUCCUGGAUGUUCCUGGAUUCAAAGUAACUCAAAUUAAUGGAGAAUGGUAUGUGGAUGCCAUUGCAAGCCAAGAAACCCAACAUAUUGCUGCCAUGGUCGCACGGCAAAAACCAAGCAAGAAAACUAAUAUAAAACUGACUAAUCCACAUAGAUUACCAAAAAAGCAAGGAUCUUGGCGUAAACCAUUUGCAUCAUCCAGUUAUUCUUAUAACUACAACAACCAAUACUCAAACCAAUAUUAUAGAGCCAAAAGUGCAGCACCUUUUAACAAUAAUAGUUAUAAUAAUAAGUAUAAUAACAAAUACAGUUAUAAAACCGAAACGAAAACUGCGCCUCAAGCGAAACCGGUAACUAGGACAGUGAGUGAACAGCAAUCCGAUAAAACUGCAUUGAAUUCCGCCAAAAGUUACAAUACAGCUCCAGGAGUGCGGGAAGUAAAUAUUCUGUCUGAUGAGUUCAAACAUUCCGUUCGCACUGAAAAUGAAACAGACACCAAGUACAGCAAAAUAUCAGCCUCCCAAAGAUUAUCAAAUUUGCGAGAUCGCCUUAGCACAGUAGAUCUAAUCCCUCUGCAACUACCGGCUACUAAAAACGAGUGUCUGGAAAUAAGUGGCCCGGUCACUAGCGUUACCCCCGCACAUAACUUAGAGCCGCCUCCAGACUCUUCAUCUUCUGUAUUAAAAUUAGAGUGGACAUGUCGGAAACUUGGACUGCCACUUCCAGUCUACAAAGUACACAACAUCAGGCCGAAGCGAGGACCUGUCAGCUACGAUUGUACAGUUAAAGUUGGGACUUCAUAUUCCUCUUCAUCGUAUCCUGACUCCUCUCCUUCCGAGGAAUUAGCUAAGGAAGUGGCAGCUGUUAAGAUGUUAGCGGUUAUCGAAAGUUCAGAAGCUGGCGGCAUGCCCACGUCAUCCAGUACCGACGCUAUCGCGUGCCUCACCGAGCUCGUCUCCGAACACGAAGCGGGUCUUUGGGCGAGUACUGUGCCACAUUUGUACAGGGAAAAGUAUGGCGAGAAUUUACCUAGUAACUGGCAAGAAUUGGUUGAAAAUUGUCCCCGAAUUAUCAAAGACCGAGUUGUAAAUGGGUUGUUAGUUCUUCUUCCUAAUAAUGAGGAAGUGGUUAUACCACCACAAGUAGAAUCCAAUAUCUCCGAUGAUACUAUCGACAGUGAUCUGCCACCUUUGCAAUUCCCUGAAGAGGACUUUUGGAACGUAUUUGUAACUGUAGCCAACUCCACCCUUGAAAUCUGGCUUAGGAUUAUUGGACCUCAGUAUAGUGACGCCUUCGAAACACUUCUGGCAGAUAUGGCAAUAUAUUACGAGCGUUCGGGUACUCCCGUGGACAAAUCUAUGUUGAUUAAAAAUGCUUGGUACGCGGUGAAUUUAGACGAUGGCGGGUGGCAGCGCGCUAAGAUCAUGGAUAUAGACGAAGACAAGGCAACUGUUUUUCUAGGGGAUCAUGGCGACGACGAUAUAGUCAAUAUACAUAAAAUAAAAAUACUCGAACCGCAGUUUAGAAGAUUGCCUGCCCAAGCGAUCCUGUGCCGGCUGGAGGGCGCGGAGGAGCUGGCCGCGAGCGCGGCGGGCGCGGCGCUGGUGCAGCGGCGGCUGCCGGGCGAGGUGCUGGUGGCGGCGCCGGGCCCGCGCGCCGACCCCGCCGACCCCUCCGUGGCGCUCGUGCUCUACGACACCUCCACGCAGCGCGACCUCAACCUCAACAAGGAGAUCGUGCAGGACUUCUGCAUCGCCGGCGCUUUUAACCUCACUCAAGCUCUACCAGCACGAGACAUCAAAGACAAAACAAGUGCUGAAAAGGAGGAUCCGGAACCAAAUCAGGCACCAGUAGUUCGCAACAUCAACCAGGAAAUCAUACAAGAGUUCUGCAUUGCCUGCACUUUAAAUGUAACUCAAAAGCCAUGCGAAGUGGAGGUGGGGUGCGUGAGCGAGGAGGGCCGCGUGUGGGUGUCGCGCGCGGGCGGCGCCGUGCUGGUGCGCGACGCGCUGGCGCUGCUGACGGCCGGGCCCUACCGCCGGCCGCUGCCCGCCGCGCCGCACGCGCCCUCGCCCAACGCGCAGACGCUCUACAUCGUGCGCACGCUCGCCGGCGACUGGGUACGAUGUACGAUCAUCAGCGGCCUCGACGGUGAAGGCACUGUAAGAACUCAGCUGGUGGACAGUGGACUGAUUUUGCGAGCACCGUUGUCGUCCCUGGUGCCACUACAAACAUUCUCUCCGGCCCUCAACGCCUUUCCGUGGCAGGCGAUGCAGGUGCGGCUGGGGGCGGCGGAGCGCGCGGUGGGCGGCAUGGUGGGGCGGCUGCGCGAGCUGCUGCUGGGCGCGCGCGUGCUGUGCCGCGCGCUGCCGGCGCCCGCGCCCGCGCCCGCGCCCUCGCCGCCGCACGUCGAGCUGUUCGUGCGCACCGGCCCGCAGAACAUCCUGGCCUCCGUCAACAACGCCAUCCUCAUGGAGUUCGAGUAUCUCCAGCUCGGCAAAUCGCAAGACGAGGAGAAGGACGCGACGAACCACGUGGAGGCGCUGCACAAGAAGAAAGAGCGCAUCUUCCGCAGCCUGUCGGCCGCCGGCGCGCUGGACGCGCCCGCCAGCGCGCUGCCGCCGCCCGCGCUGCCCGCGCCCGGCAAGUGCUUCGACGUCUACAUCGCCAUGGCCGCCAACCCGUGGAACUUUGUGGUGCAGCCAAACAGUACUAGACACACUCUACAAACUAUGAUGUCAUCCUUGCAAGCAGAAUGUCCCAAGUUGUCGGAAGCAGAUUCUCCCACUAACCCAGUUAGUGGAGAGUUAUAUACUGUUUAUUAUGACAAGGACGCUUCUUGGUAUAGAGUCACUAUUGCGGGGGCAGUUUCUACAGAAAUGGUGUCUGUGUAUUUCUGUGACUACGGAGACUUGGCACUCUUCCCCACCAAGUCGCUGCGCCCGGUUCCAUCGGCAGCUCCCCUGGCGCGCUCGUUGCCGCCUCAAGCAAUCAAAGCGCGUCUUUACGAUGUGUGGCCACUUCAUCAAGACUGGACUGUAGAAGAUUGUAUCCGAUUUCAAGAACUGUGUGUAGAACAGCAAUUCGUAGGUAUUUGCAAAGAGGUUGGCAAAGAUCCUUUGAAUCCCAAUGAGCCAUUAUUGACUUUAGAUCUUAUCGAUACAUCGACAGACGAAGACAUAUAUCUCAAUAAGCAAUUGGUUGCUGAAUGUAGAGCUCGUCUAGCAUCAUCUUCUACUUCUUCUUAGUAUUUUAAUAAUUAUUGUGUAUAGUGUAGUGUAUCCUGCUUUUUUAUUGUUAUCGCACUGUUUUUUAUGAGAUAUGAUUUAGUAUUUUCUGGCAAAAGUAAAGCCACACUUUAUAGUUUUGUAUUAGUGGCAUACAAAAUUUAGCAUGCUGUGAAUUAAUUUAUGUCGACUUAAGUUGUGAUACGUUUAGAAAUAUUGCCAGAAAAAACUAAUGAUUAUAUAAAAUUUGUUAUCUGUUAUGUUUCAUUAUUAUAUAAAACAAAAGACUAUUUGAGUUUCGUGACAAGGGAUUCAAUUUUAUUAAUAGUAAAACCUGCACUGAAAUAGAUAUGUUUAGGGCUUCCUAAAUAAUGUCUAUUCAAAUAUGAAAUUCUGUCAACGUUAUUUUACAUUUACUCAAAGUUUGUAGUUCCCUUUGAUGCGCGACUAAUUAUGACGUCUAUGUAUGAACCAUUUCAACAUUGAUACGCAUGACUUAAAUUCGUUACGACAUUCCGUUUAUUAAAUUCAUCUGCUUGAUAAUUUAAUAAUUAUAUCUGAAACCUGCGGUCGGAUUAUUAUAGUAUAAGCACUAUGAUAAUGAAGGUAGCACAAGACAUUACAUAAAAAUCUAGAUAGUUUCGAAAAAUAUUAAUUGAAAUGACGCUUGUGAUUGUUGUACGAAUUUCUAUAUUUAAUAGUUUUCGUGUCGGCUUUAAAAACAUCGCGCACAGAUUAGUAUCAUUAAAGUGCUGACUAGUAACUAUUAUAACGUUUUUGUUUAAGAAUUCUCACUCAAAAUCUAUGAAAUAUCUGUAUUUGCACUCACCAGUUGGCGCCACUGGCUAGUAGGGCCUGUGGCGCACAGCUAAGCGGUAUCUCUCAAUCUACAGCAAUGGAUCACUGGUCUGUUUUCAUUUAAUAUAAGUAUCAUUUUAUUUGCAAGGUUAUUUAUAGGUUGCAGUGCUUUUAAUCACAUUAUACAGGAACGAAAUUCAGUUAUAGGUUUCUUCAGGUAUAUUUCAACUUUAUGUUAUUAAUAACAGAAUAAUGUUAUUAAUUAUGUAGUUUAGUUCUGUGAUUAAUGACAUAGGGACAUAGUUAUAUAAGCAAAAUAAUAUUUUGCAGAUUAUGCAUAAUGGUUGUAUCAGAUUUUAAUUAUCACGGUACGACAGUUAUUUACUCCAGUUACUUAUAAUUCCCAGGUAAUAAAUAUAUUGCAAAAUAUAUUCUUGACUGUGCAUAUAUCUACAUACAUGAUUGGCUUCUAGGUGUCGUUUUAUAAUUAUUAAUUGUCAUACUCGUACAUAGCACAUGCAAACAAAAUAAAAAAACAUACAUUUAA